Molecule: messenger RNA, 1209 nt
Organism: Anisakis simplex (herring worm)
Lineage: Eukaryota; Metazoa; Nematoda; Chromadorea; Rhabditida; Anisakidae
Source: the annotation of a GenBank genome assembly
AUGGUAAUGAAUGCAACAACAACAGAAGAUGAAAUAAUUAUAUAUCCGAUGUCGAAUACGAGCAAUAUGAGUGACGUCGUUCCCAGAACUGUCACCAUGUCAGCUGAGCACCUCGAGCAUGAACGUUAUCUGCGAGUGAUUAUCUACUAUCUCGAUGGUUAUUCAACGCUCGUCGGUGUGCUGAUCGGUGUUCUUUUCAAUGCAUUUUCGAUGCUCAUUUUUCGCAGAAUGAAUCGUGGCAAAUUCUCACUUGCACACUAUUAUUUGUUGAUCUCUUUAAUUUGUCAAAUCGCACUUCUUCUCAACUGUUUUCUAAUAUAUUGCGUACCAACACUGAUCUACGGUGAUACCAAAAUAAGAGGAUUUUACUCGUAUGUUAUUCUGAUCGCGCAUGCGUUAUCUGGACCAUCUUAUAUUGCAACAACAUGGAUCGUAUUCGCACUGACAGUUGAACGUUAUUUUGCACUCCGUAAACCAUUCGAAUACAGACUACGGGCCAAAGCCAGUCGUGUGAAACGUGUCAUACUUGGUAUACUAAUAGCAGCAUUUAUAUUCUGUAUUCCACGUCUCUUCGAAUACAAAACAACAUCCGAAUGCAUUAGCGAUCAUGUGGAUUUAACAAUUAUUAAACAGAAUGUUACGACAAAUUGCUAUGUGACGCUGACAAGCACAGAAUUACUCGAGAACAAGACAUACUGGGCUGUAUACCAUGUGUGUUUGGUGUUGUGUUUCGUGACAUUGUUGCCGUCCGCUACGGUUUUCAUAUUAACAUUAAGAAUAUCAUGUUUCCUACAUCGAGCUAUCAAAGAACGUCAAGUUCUGAGUGGAUAUCCCGGCCAACCGCAAAGAGGACCCAGUCUAAAAGGUGAACGCGAAUCAAAUAUAAUGCUGAUUAUGGUCAUAAUUAAAUUUUCGCUAUCCGAUCCACUUCCAAUGGCUGAAACCGUAAUCGGCUCUGUUGCACCCGAGGAUUCUCCAGCUCAAGCUGCGCUUCUCGUGAGUGCGGCAAAUUUUUUGGUUAUCCUAUGUUCAUCGAUAAAUUUCUUCAUGUUUUUCGCAUCUGGUCAGCAUUUUCGAAGGGAAUGCCGAAGGAUCAUAUGUAGAAGUCAACAAGUGGCCAAUGAAUCGAACCGCUACAGCAUUGCGGAUACUUGGUACUGUCCAGUCGUCAGAAAGAAAGCACAGCUAACACUGGAGACAUGCCAAUGA